CAAGCAGAGACACGGAGAACCUCGAUGUACACAGCAAAAAAAAAAAAAAGGCCGCAUUGCCAGCGUGAGUUUUUUUGUUGUGCAAUCACAGUGCAAUCAUGUGCAACAGACAGCGGCGACGGCGGUGCGCAUGUGUUCCUGCAGAUUAGCGCCAACGUUUUCCUCACCGGGGAAGGACUCUUGUUUACGCAGCGACCCCCUUUUGACUUUGUAGCAGGAAAGAGGAAGAAAAAAAGUAGCAGCGAGCGAGCGAACGAGAGAGCGAGUGAGUGAGGUCAGCAGCGUAGCAUGAGUCAACGUUGGGGAUGUAUGCAGUCAUCAUCAUCACCAUCGCGGGGCUGUGUUGUGCGGGGCCCUGCUGGCCGCACAGAGCCGACAGUGUUGCCAUCCUGCGGGGCUUAGUAGCAGCUUUCAUGACGAGCACAGGUGUUGCCACUAAAUGAGAAAAACACGAAGACUUCUUCAGAUCUGUUUACCCCCCGGCCGGCGACCUGAGUGGAUCACGAAGAACAUCGGAGAGGAUAGAGGAUUAUCUUGCUUGACCUGUCUCCUGCUCACACUGAUGUCAGCCUAGUGUUGCAGCUCUAUUUCACUGUGCAUACUCCAUAGAAGGGUAUACAGGAGCAUAUUUAUUGCUUUAAUUGUUGGAUAGAUUGAAUUAAGUGGCAUCUAGUGCAGUAUUAAUACUUUGUCCGACUGAAAACUGUUCUCUGUCUCGGCUUAUUCAUGCCCGUCAUGAGUGUACCAGCCCAGCAGAAACCCAGCAACAAAAGAACAGGCAAACGCAUCACGUUUUUCAGCGAUCAAAGUGUAGCAAUGAAGGAGACUUCUCAGCACCAAGAAGGAUCCUACUACGUCCCGAGUGGUACUGCGUCAGACCCCAGACAGAGCGAGGCUGCAAGUACGGUGACGUCCAACCCAGAAAGUCCUCACAUGUACCUGAACUCGGUCAUCUUCAGCCCAGAUAAGGGCGACCAGAGCAGAGGUCAUUAUCAGCAGACGGUACCCAUGAAGUGGGCUCACCAGGAGCCCAGUCAGCAGCAGCCAUCAGUGUCCCAGCAGCAGAGAGCUGCCACGUGGGCCACCAUGUCGAACUGGGGGCAAAACUUUGCAAAUUAUAUUGGAGGAGUUAACAUAACGGACUCAAGGAGCCACAAUGCAUUUGUGAAGUCAAUGCACGAGACUUCUGGUUUACAGCCACAUCAACAGCCUCCUAACAGAGGAGCAGAGAAACCUGCAGCAGAAGCAUACAGGGAUGCUGCAAAGUCUCGGGGCCUGGAGUGGGAGCAGCAGCAACAGCAGCAGCAACAGCAACAGUCCCAGUCCUUCCAGGAGACAUUGAAGCCAGGAGUGCUGAACACCCAGCAGCAGAGUACAUCCCACCCAGGAGGAAGCUCGGUCUUGCAGCCCUUUCAGUUGGCCUUCGGUCAGCCUAAGCAGCAUCUGCCAGCUUACUACCAGACCUUCCAAGGGAACAUGACAACGCUACCCAACCCACCAAACUACUCGGCACCAAACGCCAAACCCCCACAUCACUUACAGCAGAUGCAGAAGCAAGAACAAAUCCAACGCCAGCAACAACAUCAUAUAAUUCAGCAGCAAAUUCAGCAGCAGCACCAUCAACAAAUUCAGCAACAACAGAUCAUUCAGCAUCAACAGCAUGUGCAGCAACAGCUACAACAGCAGCAACAAAUACAGCAUGAGCAGCAGCAACAAAAGAUACAGCAACAGCAACAACAGCAGCAACAGCUCCAAAUUCAGCAGCAAAUGCAACAUCAGCAGUUGCAACAACAAAACCCCCAUGUGCUUGACUAUUACCCCGGUGCACAAAAUGCGCACCCACAUCCACAGCCUGUUGUUGUACACUCCCAGGAGUCCUCUGCUCCAGCUCCCCUGAAGAUCCAGGAACCAAUCAUCCAGGAUAUCACCCCAGAACCCCAGCAGUCGUUGGAUCCGCUGCAGCCCCCUCUGCAGUCUGAGCCCCUGUCCCAGUCGCAGCCUCAGACGCAACUCCAGUCUCAAACCCAGCUGCGGAGGUCUCGACGGCUCUCCAAGGAAGGCGGCGCGCCGUCCGACAACCCUUUUCUCUCCGUCACCUCGGAUGAGCCGGCGCCAGGGCCACAGGGAUCUCAAAACGGGGCCCGUGACAUCCAGGCAGCCCCGACAGGUGUCAUCCAAAGUACUCGCCGGAAACGCCGGGUUUCCCAGGAGGUCAACCUGGAGACGCUCGCUCACGAGGCCUCAUCCAGGGAGUUUCUACCAUCACACGUUAGCAAGGAGCCCCACCGACCGUGGAGUCCCACCGACCCGGAGGGCAUGAACGCUAAGCGGCCCCGAGACGACACUCUUCUUCCACUCGUCAUCCCCGUAUCUGUUCCAGUCCGGAGGCAGGAUCCCUCAUCUCCUGACAGAGAUGAAGCGGCUCUGGCAUCCAAUUGGCCCCACAGGCCUUCCAACCCCCAGGACCUCGGUCGUUCGGACCACAAACCCUCGGUCAUUGUCACUCGCAGACGUUCACUCAGGAACUCCUUGUCGGAGAGCUCGGAGCAGAAUGACGGCGCAGAGGGUGAAAAGGACGACGAUGGCAAGAAGUCCAAACGACGUCCCCGUCCCGAGCCUCUGUUCAUCCCACCGCCUAAACCCGGUUUAUUCAUUGCCCCGCCCGUCUACUCCAGCAUCACACCCUACCAAAGCCACCUCCGCUCGCCUGUACGGCUCGCCGACAACCCCAUCACCAUGCCUCCCUACACGCCACCGCCGAUCCUCAGCCCCGUUCGUGAAGGCUCAGGCCUCUACUUCUCCACUUUCCUGUCGUCUGCUGCAGCUGCUGCAGCCGGCUGUCCGGGCCUGCCGCCUCCAGCGACACCCAAGUCAGCCACCCGCAGCCUGUUGCGUUCCAACAGCUGCGACAUCACACCGCCGGUUUUGCCUCCCAUGACCGAUGCCACUCCAGUCAGCAUCGAGCCACGGAUAAAUAUUGGGUCACGGUACCAGGCGGAGGUGCCAGAGCUGAGGCAGCGGUCAGCUGUCGAGCUGGAUCAUCAUCGUGCGGAUCUGGUCUGGGCUCCGCUGAACGAAAUGGAGGAAAAACCUGAUUUCCAUGAGAAAGUGGAAGACCUCAUGCACCUGGCCUGCUCCAGUGUUUUGUGUGGAGGAGGCACCAACCAGGAGUUAGCCCACCAUUGUCUGUACGAGUGCAAAGGGGACAUAAUGGCUGCUCUGUCCAUGCUGAUGCUGAGGAAUCCAAUUUUCCCCAAGUCGCAUCAUCUGUCCUGCUACCACUACUCAGGAUCAGACAGCUGGACAGCAGCAGAGAGACGCCAGUUCAACAAAGGCAUCACCGCAUUCAAGAAAGACUUCUUUAUGGUGCAGAAACAGGUGACCACUAAGACAGUGGCGCAGUGUGUGGAGUUUUACUACACGUACAAGAAACAUGUGAAGAUGGGCCGAAACGGGACCCUAAUCUACGGCGAGGCGGAGCCUUUGGAGAGCAGGACCACUGAGGAUGAGAUGAACCACAAGCAGGGUGCUCACAGACUGGAGCCUCAGCGGGAGGAGGACAGCAGGAAGUGGGAAGGGUCAGCUGACAGGAAACAGGAUGUCUGCCCCACCAGGGUGACACACACGCUGCAGUCCACCGACAACCCGGGGACCGUCCUCAUCAUGAAGGGCCAGGAGGGGAGGGAGCUGCCGCUGUCCAGGGUCAUCCACCCUCCUCACCCACCUCCCCCCAGCUCCAAACCACGAGGCUACGAUGGCAACGCACGCAGGACGAGCCCCUCGACAGGCAACAAAGGCACGGCCGGGCAGGAGGGAGAGUUUCCCUGCAAGAAGUGUGGCAGGAUUUUCUACAAGGUGAAGAGCCGCAGCGCCCACAUGAAGAGCCACGCCGAGCAGGAGAAGAAGGCGGCGGCGCUGCGCCAGAAGGAGGCCGAGGAGCGAGCGGCGGCAAAGGCGGCAGCCGAGGCCGCCGCCAUCCUGGCGGCGCGCCAGCAGAACGGGACGCGACAGGUCGGCGGCGACAGCACCAACGACGACUCCUCGGACGGGGAGGACGACGACGACGACGACUGGCAGUGAGAGGAAGGCUGCGGACACACCGACUGCACCAGAAGAAGAAACCCUCCAGUUGAACUCUGUUGGAAGACUUCCGUUUUUAGCUCGGCACAUUCAGGGACAGAUCGACUCCCGCGUUUAACUGUGAAUGUGUGGACUGAGUGAGAUGCGCGUGCGUGUCCACAACGUGCUUUCCAGAACUCCCCUUUACUCUGCUUGAAAAGCUUUUUUUUCCAGAGUUACCUCUCUUGGUCACAGGGCUCGGUAAAACUAAAGCCAUGCCGCUCCUCUCCGGCGCUGUCCUGUUCUUCACUCCCAGCUGCGGCCUUCCUCCGCACUUUGUCGAGUCUCGUCCUGCUUCGUUUCGACAGGCGUGGAACUUUUUUUGGACCCUCUUUUUUUUCUUGUUUUUGUUUCCUCUGAGCCACAGCUUGCUAAACCCACGUCCCAGCCGUCCAGCAUCGGAUGGAGUUUUGAAAUCUCGACAGCUGGGGUCGAGCGCGGCGGAGGGUUUUUGGGCAAACGGAUCCGCAGACUUUCGCCUCCGUUUCGUCGCUCUUCUGCACUCGAAGCCGCCAAAAGCUUUUCCUCAGAUGCAUGAUGUGCACCAAAUGGGUUCUCUCUCUGUUCCUUUUUAGUUCUGUGAAUCCCCCUCGCCUCUAUCUCCAACCCUUUUAUAGCCCCCCCCCCCCGUUUGUUCCUCACUGUCGAUGCCUUGGAUGUUAUGCUUUUUACCUUGAAAAUGACAAUCAAUUUUACACUGCUGUUGUUUUUUUAUGAAUAUAUAUAUACAGAUAAAUGUUACUUUUUUCUGCCUGUGUAGCUAUAUAUGGUUAUUGUUGUUUUUGUGAAUAUUCCUGUUGAUGAUUAUUAUUAUUAUUAUUAUUAAUAUUAUUAUAUUCUGGUUUUGGCUGCAGUUUCAUUGAGCGCUUUUAUCUGUUUUUUUGUCUUUUUUUUAAUUUAAAGAAACAAAAAUAAUGCUAUUUGCUGCCUGUUUUUAACUGUGAGUUUUUUUUUUUUUUUUAUUGGAAGCCAGAAAUGAAGAAAAAGGCAGAAAUGUACGUGCAAUAGAACAAGUUGACCCCCUUUUUACCUGAGUGUUCAGGGCCCUCCUCCUCUAUCUGGAUGCCUCGCUGUCAAACCCUGUAACUGAUAGGAGCUACUGACUCAGACUGUUCAAACCGCGGAGCUCUAUAGAUGCACAGAACGAAGCGGGAAAAGACAAAAAACAUAGCCCUGCGCUGAAAUUCGAGCCACAGUUUACCUACCCCUUAUAGGGGAAAAUUCACAGAUUAAAAACUAGUGUUAAGGGCCGAUUUACACAUUUGCAGGCUGAGAUAAGAGACUCCACCCACAACAUGACCUCUGUCAGUAAAUUAUUUACUUUGUCAACAAACAGGCAUUAAAAGAAGCCAAAUUUGAUCCAGAUCUUUGCGGGUUUUAACAGAUUUCGAAUGAGAUUUUUCCAGAUGUCAGCUUCUAUCAUGACUUUCUACCUCAGCGUUUGAACCCUGGCACCUUCCACAGACUGUUGUUGAUUGGACACUUCAGUGCAAAACCAGACUCAAUUCAAGUUUUGAAGGCUUGUAAAGCGGAUUCUGAAUCCCUGUUUGUUUUCUUUUACACAGCAUUCUUUACUAAUGCAGAUUUAAGCAGUUUAUUUGAAUGCUGACAAGUGACUUACAUUUUCCUGCUUUCAAGUGCCGGAUAUGAAACUCUUGGAGGGUUUACAUUUUUCUGCUGAUGAGAGUAAAUAAUUUACUGGCAAAAGCAGGAAAUGGCAGAGGGAGAAGCGUUUUAUAUCUUAACUGCAAAACAUACUUUGCAGGGGUUUUGUAUUCCAGAAUGCUGAAAGGCUUUCUUUGCUCUUUCUUCGCGUCAAAAUUUACUUCUUACACUUCACGCAGUGACAAAAAUGCACAAACCGGCAGGAGCUCGGUGCCAUAUCAUAUUCUCACCCUUAAGUCCCUGUUUGCUGAUGUUUUGGUAGCUCUAAAUUGAAACCCGAUAUGUGAGAAGAAAUGGAAAAGAGUCUCAGCCUGCGUUUGGAUUGUUGUGGCACUAAAACGCUCCACUGAAACCUUGGCAGCGUGGCUCGACUGCUACUGAAGGACACAGGAUUAAUGGCAAAAAACGUGCAAAUAAAGUCAAAUUUAAGUGCAGGUUCGUCAGUCUGCAGAAUAGAAUGGUUACGAUGAAGCGGUUUAAGUUAUUUAUAUCGAUUUUCUCAUGAAAUGUGGCUGUUAAAGACCGAUAUCGACUCGAUAUUUUUCAUCUCUCCAGCCGUACGGUGUAUCUACGGCCACCUUUUAUCUGUUUACCUUGAUACGAGGAGCUGAAUCGGACCACGGAAAUGGCAUAUUUUGAUCCGUCUAUCGCCGCCUAUCUCUGUGUUGAGCCCUUCAGCCCCGGAGCCAGUUUCUGUUGCCGUAGCAACACGUGGGUUAAAGGGUUAUUUUUCCUUUAAAGGACAAACCACAGUGGGGAGCUGGGAGAGCUGGGAGGAACAGCUCCAGUUACCAGUUACUCCACCAGUUAAAACCUGGGUCUAUGCACAGACUGUUUGUGUGUGAAUGCGUGUGUGUUUAAAAAGUGUGUGUGUGUGAGUGCUUUGAGGUCAAACGUUUAACUGUACGCCAGUCAAAAAAAAAAAAAAAGUUUUGCAGACUGUUCACAUGUUUGUUAAUUUAUAUUUCCUUUUUUGUUUUCUCGUCUUGAGGUUCUCGUCGGGGGCGAUGUCACUAAAAAGAAAAGAAAAAAAGCAGAAUUACGGAUGAAAUCGAGGCCACAAACACACACAGCUUCUCCUCAUAUCCUCCAGUCGGUUAAGGGAAUUUUAAAGGGGACAAAAAAGGUUUAUUUAGCUAAAGAUUAGAAAUAUAUAUAUAUGAAUGGAAUUCUAUGUUUGCAUACUUUCUAUGCUAUUUUCAUAUGGGGUUCACACUAAUGAUGAAAAACGGAACAGAAUCUCAAGUGCUUUUUACUACAGUGUAACUUAUUUGUUUUGAUUUGAUUUUUACCACCUGUGUUUUUAGUAAUGAUUUAUGAAGCACUGUAUAUUAAAGUUUUAAAAUAUUC
Messenger RNA from Amphiprion ocellaris (clown anemonefish), 7134 nucleotides. RefSeq names its product mitotic deacetylase associated SANT domain protein b (gene mideasb). Lineage: Eukaryota; Metazoa; Chordata; Actinopteri; Pomacentridae. Bases 727 to 4080 code for a protein of 1117 amino acids. Gene Ontology annotation, cellular component: transcription regulator complex; histone deacetylase complex. Gene Ontology annotation, molecular function: transcription corepressor activity. Gene Ontology annotation, biological process: regulation of transcription by RNA polymerase II; negative regulation of DNA-templated transcription. The transcript is spliced from 13 exons. The record is from RefSeq and is a predicted model, not a curated record.